Molecule: messenger RNA, 1786 nt
Organism: Morone saxatilis (striped sea-bass)
Lineage: Eukaryota; Metazoa; Chordata; Actinopteri; Moronidae
Gene: tbxas1
Product: thromboxane A synthase 1 (platelet)
Molecular function (GO): heme binding; iron ion binding; oxidoreductase activity, acting on paired donors, with incorporation or reduction of molecular oxygen
Source: RefSeq, a predicted model, not a curated record
GUAUUCAAUUUACCCCUAUUCAGUCCUUUCGCGAUGCGGCAUCAAACAUCCAAAGCCAAUACCUUUCUUGGGCAACAUAUUCAUGUUUCGUCAGGGUUUUUUCAGUCCUAUCAAUGAGCUCAUAAAGACACAUGGGAGAGUCUGUGGGUAUUAUUUGGGCCGCAGACCGGUAGUGGUGGUGGCGGACCCUGACAUGCUGAGACAAGUGAUGGUGAGGGACUUCAGCAGCUUCCCAAACAGAAUGACUGUUCGCUUUGCCACCAAGCCAAUGACGGACUGUCUGCUCAUGUUGAGGAAUGAACGUUGGAAGAGAGUGCGGAGCAUCCUGACCCCAUCAUUCAGCGCUGCCAAGAUGAAAGAGAUGGUCCCGCUCAUCAACACAGCCACCGUUGCCCUGAUGAACAACUUGAAUGUUUACGCUGAGUCAGGAGAGGCCUUCGACAUCCACAAGUGUUUUGGCUGCUUCACCAUGGACGUUAUCGCCAGUGUGGCAUUCGCUACUCAGGUGGACUCUCAGAACAACCCAGAUGACCCGUUUGUCCGCCAUGCGCAGAUGUUCUUCUCCUUCUCUUUCUUCAGGCCCAUCAUGCUGUUUUUCAUUGCUUUUCCAUUCAUCAUGGCUCCUCUGGCGGGACUGAUCCCCAACAAAAGACGAGACCAGAUGAAUCAUUUCUUCAUCAACAGCAUUCAGAAGAUCAUCCAGCAGAGAGAGGAACAGCCUCCUGAACAGAGGCGUCGAGACUUCCUUCAGCUUAUGUUGGAUGCACGAACCAGCAAAGAGAGUGUUUCAUUGGAACACCUUGAUUCGGCAAACCCAUCUAGUGAGACAGAUCACAGGAACCAGCAGACACAACCGCCAGGCUCCGAUCAGGAGCACCCACAAGAGCCCCCCACCAGGCGUCCACAGAAAAAGAUGAUAACUGAGGAUGAGAUCGUGGGGCAGGCUUUUGUCUUUCUUCUGGCAGGCUACGAGACCAGCAGCAACACGUUGGCCUUCACCUGCUACCUCCUGGCCAUCCAUCCCGAAUGCCAAGUCAAAGUACAGGAAGAGGUGGAUGAUUUCUUUACCCGACAUGAGUCACCAGAUUACACAAAUGUCCAGGAGCUGAAGUAUUUAGACAUGGUUAUAAGUGAAGCCUUGCGCCUCUAUCCCCCCGGAUUCAGGUUUGCGAGAGACAUCGAUAAUGACUGCGUGGUGAACGGCCAGUUCCUCCCUAAAGGAGCGACACUGGAGAUCCCAGCAGGCUUCCUCCACUAUGACCCAGAGCACUGGCCAGAGCCUGAGAAGUUCAUUCCUGAGCGAUUCACACAAGAAGCCAAGGCCAGUCGACAUCCAUUUGUAUACCUGCCGUUCGGGGCCGGUCCCCGUAACUGCGUGGGAAUGAGGCUCGCCCAACUGGAAAUCAAAAUGGCUCUCGUGUGUCUAUUCCGCAGGUUCAGCAUUGUGGCGUGCGCUGAGACCAAGGUUCCUCUUGAGUUGAAGUCGUCGAGCACUCUAGGACCCAAGAACGGCAUAUUUGUGAAAAUUCAAAGAAGAGACACUGGAGAAGUGAAUUCUCCACCAGGCAAUUAGAAAGUGACCGUUCAUCUUCUUGCAUGGUAGAAAAAUUCUUUGACCAGUUACAAAGCAUUCUGCAGGUCCAUGUGUGUGUGAGCAGUUUUCUGGAUCUGUUCCUUUACCUUAGGGUUAGUUUUAAGUUAUCAUACGCUGUGCUGCUCCAUAAACUAUCUCAUCUAGUGCCUUUUCUUUUUGUGUGGAAGGUGGGCUGAAGCUGAGACAUUGCGU